Molecule: messenger RNA, 654 nt
Organism: Portunus trituberculatus (swimming crab)
Lineage: Eukaryota; Metazoa; Arthropoda; Malacostraca; Decapoda; Portunidae
Product: gastrula zinc finger protein XlCGF7.1-like
Exons: 5
Coding region: 1-654 (217 amino acids)
Biological process (GO): regulation of transcription by RNA polymerase II
Molecular function (GO): RNA polymerase II cis-regulatory region sequence-specific DNA binding; DNA-binding transcription factor activity
Source: RefSeq, a predicted model, not a curated record
AUGGCAGGCAAGCAAACAAGUAGACAGACAGACCAGCACUUAGGGCACUUUCCCUUCACCACUGGGGGUGUGGAGGACAUUGCACCACCGCCGCCCCGCCGCCCACCCACCACUCCAGCCACCUCCCCCCAGGCUCCCUGCAGGACAGGCCAUGGCACCACCAUGAGUGCCCCACAGCAGCAGCAGCAGCAACAACAGUCUGCCUCAGGCAGGAGUCACCUGGAGGCAGGCAGUGUCGGCCACAGAGGAAAGGCGAGGCUUAAGUGUCAGCAGUGUGAUAAAACUUUUAGCGAUAGAAGUGGGCUGAGGUACCACAGCCUGACACACAGCGGUGUUAAGAAACAUGAGUGUCUGGAGUGUGGCAAGAAAUUUACUGCAAAACAUGGCCUGACACACAGCAAUGUUAAGAAUUAUGUGUGUGAGGAGUGUGGCAAGAAAUUUAAAACUAAAGGUGAACUCACCAGACACAGCCUGACACACAGCAGCAUCAGGAAUCAUGAGUGUGAGGAGUGUGGCAAGAAAUUCUUAAGCAUUGGUGCUCUAAAUGGCCAUGCCUUCAGACACACUGGCUUGAGGAAGUUCAGGUGUGAUGUUUGUGGCAAGUGUUUCAAGACAAAGAGUGACAUUGCCCAGCACAUGAGGGUCCACUUCUGA